AAGCGGAUCCGCACGCAGGAUCACGUUCGCGAAACACAACAAAUCGAGCUUUGCUUACCUUGCUUAUUAGGGUCGAUUGCAGCGGCGGCAGCUCCGCUCCCUAUCCGGCCUUCUACGAGGCGGUCGUUUGUUCUUGUCUGCUGCGCAUCCAAAAAGAUGUAUUCGCCCUCUUCUUCUCACGCUAUCCAUUGUCAUUGCGCUUCCCCUUCUCCCCUCCGUUCUUCGUCUGCUUCCUUCAAAAGUAGUAGUACUCUCUGCGCUCCCAGAACCCUAGCCAUUGGUUUCGUAAGUAACUACCAACGGCAACAUCUCUCCAUUCGAUGCCGCCGCUCCGAGUUCUUAGACCAACACCGCCUAACUGGUCGUUCUCCUUCACCGCCGCCUGAGGAACCUGCCUCUUUCAACCCCCAACCCCCCGGAGCGUUGAAUUCGAGGGUGUUCGUUGGUUAUUCCAUUUACAAAGGGAAGGCAGCGCUCACGGUGGAUCCACGAGCCCCUGAAUUCGCCCCUCUUGAAUCUGGAGCUUACAAAGUCUCUAAGGAAGGAUUUAUUCUCCUCCAAUUUGCUCCUGCUGUAGGUACUCGACAAUACGAUUGGAGUAGAAAGCAGGUCUUUUCUUUGUCCAUACCUGAAAUUGGCCAUCUGAUGAGUCUUGGUGCAAAGGAUUGUUGUGAAUUUUUUCAUGAUCCAUUCAAGGGAAGAAAUGAGGAAGGCAAGAUAAGGAAGAUUUUAAAGGUUGAACCUCUUCCAGAUGGCACCGGAUAUUUCUUUAAUCUCAAUGUUCAAAAUCGGCUAUUGAAUAUGGAUGACAGCAUAUACAUACCAAUCAGCAAACCGGAGUUCGCUAUUCUUAACUCGGCUUUCAAUUUUAUUGUUCCAUAUCUUCUUGGUUGGCAUUCCUUCGCUAAUGCUAUCAGACCGGAGAAUUCCUUCCGUAUGAACAUGGCAAGAUCCUCUGUUGAUUUUGAAUGGGGUAAGUGAAGGACAACUCUCAAAAGAAAGAAGCAAUUCCAAACUAUGAAUGCGUGCCAUUUCUUUGAGGCUGGGUUGGUCGUAUCGAAGUUCUAAUGAAAUUCUCUGGACAGAUGUGAUUUCAGGGAAUUUGCUCUCUAUGUCAUGAUGUUUUGAGGCAAUUGCUCAUAGUUUUUCCUUUUUAAACUGAGUUAGUAAGCUUCGAUUACUAUGGAUUUGAAUUUGAUUGUGUAGCAAGGGCUGUAGUUGCUAGAAUGGGACUUCUAGACUAGUUGGUUCUGAGAAACAUAAACUGACGAAAAAAUCAAGUUUAUUCUCAGGUUGUUCAUGUGAUUCUGUGAUCAAGGUGGCUGCCAUCCAUCAUGCAUUUUGACGGUGAAAUAGAAUGGAGUUUCUUCAUCCUGAAAUGAGACAAAUCAUUUGUGAAAAAGGUAUUUCUCCUAAUACUUAAGUAUCAUGGAUCACUCAUUCACCCCUGAAGGAUUAUUUAGCGUCAACCAUGGCAAUUUUAUAUCCAAAUAUUGAAUUGAUUUCUUUGA
Zingiber officinale is the source of this 1511-nucleotide messenger RNA. RefSeq names its product single-stranded DNA-binding protein WHY1, chloroplastic-like. The record is from RefSeq and is a predicted model, not a curated record. Gene Ontology annotation, biological process: regulation of DNA-templated transcription; defense response. The transcript is spliced from 7 exons. The coding region runs from base 157 to 981 and encodes 274 amino acids. Gene Ontology annotation, molecular function: single-stranded DNA binding. Lineage: Eukaryota; Viridiplantae; Streptophyta; Magnoliopsida; Zingiberales; Zingiberaceae.